This is a messenger RNA of Hemisphaericaspora subhashii, 1968 nucleotides long. It is a transcript of the gene SKO1, whose product is annotated as Sko1p. The transcript is spliced from 2 exons. Gene Ontology annotation, molecular function: RNA polymerase II cis-regulatory region sequence-specific DNA binding; DNA-binding transcription factor activity, RNA polymerase II-specific. Gene Ontology annotation, biological process: regulation of transcription by RNA polymerase II. NCBI's taxonomy places the organism in Eukaryota, Fungi, Ascomycota, Pichiomycetes, Serinales, Debaryomycetaceae. The record is from RefSeq and is a predicted model, not a curated record. Bases 1 to 1968 code for a protein of 655 amino acids.
AUGGCAGAACUGAAGACAACAUUUGAUUUAGAACCAAAUCCAUUCGAAAGAUCUUUCGCAACCAAGGAGACAUCCGUAUCCAUAUCUGAUACAUCCAUCAACCUUAAAGCUGCAGAAGCAGGAACUAAUAGUGGUAGAGAAUCCACCUCAUCGAUAUCUUCAUCCACAAAUAAACACAAUUUACGUAUUCCCAACAUCUCAAACCUAAACUCAUCAAACGCUAAUAAUAAUAAACUCCCAGGCAUAACACCACCUCCAUUAUUCACGCCAGGAGGAGGAAGAAGAUUGCCACCACCAUUAGGAAUGUCCCCAGGAGGAGGAGGGGUGAAUGAUCCUUCCACGGGUCUUACGGCUGGUCCAGGUCCAGGUCCAGGUCCACAUCCCCAUGUCCCACCACCUCCUGGUUCAUUAUCUAAUCCGGGCACGCCUGGAUCAUCAACGUUGUGGAAUAGCCUAUUGAGUACUGCCACCAACCACCAACAACAACAGCAACAGCAACAAUUACACAGUCAGCAACAGCACAAUGGAUAUAAUCAUUAUAAUAUGAUCAGGAAGGGAAGUAGCAAUAUCGUACCCAAUGCCAGUGGUCUAACGCCCAAUGAAUCAAAUGUAAGAAUGGGCCCAGGUGGUACUGGAAUAAGUAGUUUGGGAUUAACCCCUGGAGGAGGCUUGGCUCAUUUUCUGUUUGGUAGUCUGAAUGCAGUUCCUGGGUUGACAACUCCUGGUGGGGGAUUAUUGUUGAAUGGACCAAUUACGCCUGGAUUAUCGAGUUUAUUGGGGAUUGCGCCAACUACGACGAGUGGAUCUACUUCUGGUGGUGCUGCGAAUAUGUUGCCACCUGUGAAUAAUGCCAACGGAGGGAAUAAUAGUAAUGGCGGUGGAAUGAAUGCAACACAUCCGACUAUUAAGGAGGAAACUUAUACUCCGGUUGUUUCUCAACAACAACCACCACCACAACAACAGUCGCAACAGGAUGUUGGAAGAGAAAAUCAAGGAUAUGUGGAUGUUUAUGCAUCUCAGGAGACUACUACUAAGCAAUCUCCAAGAAAGAGAAAGAGCAGUAUUAAUAGACAGGAUUCGGAGCAGGCAACCAAGAGAGCCAAGGGAACAAGGGGAAGGAAGCCAAAGGAUGCCAAAACCAAACGAGACAAUAAAAAAGAAGAGGAAGAGAAAGAAAAUGAAAGAAAUGAAGGAGUGGAUGAUACAGAAGAUGAAAAGCGUCGCAAUUUCUUGGAAAGAAAUCGUGUUGCUGCUUCUAAAUGUCGACAACGUAAGAAACAAUUAGCACAAAAGAUGGAAGAAGAAUUAGCUUUUUAUCUGGCUGGAUAUCGAGAACUACUGGCCCAAGUUGCCAAUUUACGUAAUCAGGUUAUAAACCUAAAGGGAAUUCUUGUUGGUCAUAAGGAUUGUACACGGUUGCUACAAGCAGUAGGUGGGUCGGACGUGUUGGAUGGGAUUAUCCAACAGGCUAAUUUCGCUACUCAAGUGAGUGCAGGUGCGAGUGCUCACGAGAAUAUCACAUCUAUCCCAUCGACAAUUCCUACCACUUUGAAUAAUAAUAAUCAAAUCCAGACCCAGUCACACCAGCAGCAACAGCAACAGCAACAGCAACAACAGGGUAAUAUGGUUCAACAACCGGUACCAAUUGUACAAGUGACAAACUUAGGAACAACCGUUGCUACAUCAUCACAACCAUCCCAAUCGGGUCCAACUUCCGUAUCUGUGACUCCGGAGAUGUAUUCUACCUCACAAGCACAAAGUGGACUAGCACCAGCACCAGUAGGAGUGAAUAUUGUGGGACAUCAUAGUAUGACCGAUUUACCUGCUGCGGCGGCGGCUGCGAGUGCGAAUGAUGCGGCUAUGUUAUUGAGCAGUAAUGCGAUAGGAAAUGCUGGAAAUGGAGAUUUGAGGGCGAUAAGUAGUAUGUCGAAUUUAGCUGCUAUGAGCAAUCAUCAGAGACAGUUUUAA